Anastrepha obliqua is the source of this 855-nucleotide messenger RNA. Its product is annotated as cilia- and flagella-associated protein 20. The record is from RefSeq and is a predicted model, not a curated record. Gene Ontology annotation, cellular component: ciliary basal body; motile cilium. The coding region runs from base 92 to 823 and encodes 243 amino acids. Lineage: Eukaryota; Metazoa; Arthropoda; Insecta; Diptera; Tephritidae. Gene Ontology annotation, biological process: positive regulation of cell motility; cilium assembly; regulation of cilium beat frequency involved in ciliary motility. The transcript is spliced from 3 exons.
UCAACUCCUUAUAAAGAGAAAAAAAUAACUAAUUAUAAAUACAUAAAUAUAUAAUAUUACAAAUAGUGUCCGGCUUAUUUAAUUCGCAUUAAUGUUUCGGAGUCGUCAUCAGAAAGGUUGUUUUUCUGUGUUUUACAGCCUUGGCAGCAGCCCAUUACAAUUCUGGUCCACACAUAUCCAGAAUGGUUACAUUAAACGUGUCAUAGACGAGGAUGUAAAGUCCGUUGUUAUGGAGAUUAUGGGUUCAAAUGUGUCUACCACCUACAUCACGGGGCCAAGGGAUCCCAAAAUGUCCUUCGGCAUUAAAUUGCCUUUUCUCGUAUUGCUUAUAAAAAAUCUACACAAAUAUUUUACAUUCGAAGUUAAAAUCUUAGAUGAUCAACGUUUCAUGCGUCGCUUUCGGGUGUCAAAUUUCCAAAGUAAAACGUCUGUGAAACCUUUUUGCACAGCCAUGCCAAUGGGUAUGUCACCAGGCUGGAAUCAAAUACAUUUUAACUUGGCGGACUUUACACGUCGUGCCUACGGCACCAACUACCUAGAGACUGUGCGUCUACAGAUCCAUGCCAAUGUGCGCAUACGACGCAUAUACUUCACAGACCACUUAUAUUCCGAGGAAGAUCUGCCGAAUGAAUUCCGAUUGGUUUCCAAGCCAGCAGAAAAGAACAAAGCACGUGAAUAUAAAAUGCCGCCUGCCGCUCGUCCGCCAUCACCAGCAAAAUCGCCUACUACAACUGAACGAGCCGUCUCACCGACUGGCGAAACAACAGCUGCUGAACCGUCAGAACCCCCUACUGAAGGGGUCGACACAGAAAAAUACUACUAAUUUUGUUGACUUUAAAAACUCGAACGCGUAAG